Messenger RNA from Arachis stenosperma, 3389 nucleotides. Its product is annotated as NAD kinase 2, chloroplastic-like. Gene Ontology annotation, biological process: NAD+ metabolic process; NADP+ biosynthetic process. NCBI's taxonomy places the organism in Eukaryota, Viridiplantae, Streptophyta, Magnoliopsida, Fabales, Fabaceae. Bases 100 to 3138 code for a protein of 1012 amino acids. The transcript is spliced from 8 exons. Gene Ontology annotation, molecular function: NAD+ kinase activity. The record is from RefSeq and is a predicted model, not a curated record.
ACAAAUAAUCAAUGAAAAUUAUAUCUUAGGGGAUCGUUCGUUUCGUAUUAUGGUAACUUGUAAUGUAUCUACAAGUGACACGUGGUGUUCUUCGUCGUGAUGAACCCGCGUCUGGCGGCCGGAGCCUUCUGGCCUUCGUAUCUAUGCUUCUUCAAGCCUUCUCCUCCGCCACUAGCCAAUGCUGGAAUCUUCCGCUUCGACUUCGUCUUUCAAAGGAAGAAUAAGAGUGGACGGCUCCGUAGACCCUUCAACUUUUUCGUUAGCGCCCAACUUUCCAACUCCUUCUCCUUCAAUUUUGGACUCGACUCUUCGAACCCAAGUCCCUUCCAAUCCAAUGAUCAAACAACUUCGUCAUGGAUGGGUCCUGUCCCAGGUGAUAUUGCAGAAGUUGAGGCAUAUUGUAGGAUCUUCAGGAAUUCUGAAAGGCUUCAUUCUGCGUUAAUGGAUGCUUUAUGUAACCCUUUUACUGGGGAAUGUAGUGUCUCAUAUGAGGUUCCACCAGAUGAGAAACCUCAUCUUGAAGAUAAAAUAGUUUCUGUUCUUGGAUGUAUGGUAUCCCUUGUCAACAAAGGCAGGGAGGAUGUUAUUUCCGGAAGAUCCUCGAUCAUGAAUUAUUUUCGUGGUGGAGAUGUUAGUGCAAUGGACGAACCCCCACUUGCUGUUUUUAGGAGUGAGAUGAAAAGGUGUUGUGAAAGCUUGCAUGUUGCUCUUGAAAACUAUUUAAUACCUGGUGAUGAUAGAAUCUUAAAUGUUUGGAGAAAACUUCAGAGAUUAAAGAAUGUUUGCUACGAUCCUGGUUUUCCUCGUGAGGAGAGUUAUCCUUGUCAUACACUAUUUGCAAAUUGGACUCCUGUGUAUUUAUCUACUUCUGAAGGCAACACAGAGUCCAAAGACUCAGAUGCUGCUUUUUGGGCAGGUGGUCACGUAACAGAAGAGGGCCUGAAGUGGUUACUGGAUAGAGGUUAUAAGACUAUUAUAGAUCUCAGAGCAGAAACCGUGAAAGAUAACCUCUAUGAAUUGGCUGUCAAUGAAGCUAUUUCAUCUGGAAGAGUUGAUUUGGUAAAAAUCCCAGUUGAAGUUAGGACUGCUCCUACAAUGGAACAAGUUGUAAGAUUUGCAUCCUAUGUCUCAGAUUGCAGGAAAAGGCCUAUCUAUCUUCACAGCAAAGAAGGAGUUUGGAGAACAUCUGCCAUGGUUUCGCGAUGGAAGCAGUACAUGACUCGCUCUGCAUCACAGAUUAUUUCUAAUCAAUCAGUUGCUUCGAAUGACAUGUUACCAUUUUAUUCAAAUGGAUCUGAGAAACUGCAGGACUCUUUAAUGACUGCAGAGCAAUUGUCCAGGGGAAAAGAUAUCAAUUCAUUACAAGAGUAUUUGGGGGCAACACAUAGUUCUUUUGGAACAUUUGACAAAAGUGACUCUAGUUAUGAGAAAUCACAAGCUGGGGCUACAAGUGGAAGUACUCCUGAGAAUAAGAAAAUUUCAGAAUACAACGGGGACAUUGCGGACAGAUCUUUUCCAGGUUUCUUUGGCAAAAUAAAUCCUUUAGAAGCUCAAGUUCCUCCUUGUGAUGUCUUUUCGAGAAGGAAAAUGUCUGAAUUUUACAGAAGCAAGAAGGUAACACCUCCCUAUUACAUGAAUUAUCAGAUUGAAAGGUUGGAAUGCUUACCCGAAUCGGGGAACAAGCAUGUCGGAGGACUAUCUCGGGAUGUGGUUAACACCAAUGGUGAUAAUCCUGCUCCUAAAACUGUGGGUCCAGAAAGUUCCAACGGUUCAGCUCAUCUAGAUUAUCCAACUGGAGAGCCCCAGAAUACACUUGGUGACAACUGGAAGUUAGUUAAUGGGAGUACAUCUCAUUCUUCGAGGAAAACUGUGCAUGGAAUUAGUGAAGGAAAAAGGCAAUACAUGUCUAAUGCCAAUGUCUCUUCCAUUGCGAACAAUGACUUGGAUAAUGGAACAACCAACUCUCAAAGGAUUAAAGAUGGUGUGGUUAAGCCUGGGUCAGCAUCAGAUUAUGAAGACUUAGGAUCCAUCGAGGGAGAUAUGUGUGCGUCUUCGACAGGAGUUGUAAGACUGCAAUCAAGAAAGAAAGCAGAGAUGUUUCUUGUUCGAACAGAUGGGUUUUCUUGUACCAGGGAAAAAGUGACUGAAUCUUCUUUGGCCUUCUCUCAUCCUAGCACCCAACAACAGAUGCUUAUGUGGAAAUCAAUGCCAAAGACAGUGUUAUUGUUGAAAAAGCUGGGGGAAGAACUAAUGGAAGAAGCAAAAGACGUUGCUUCUUUCUUGUAUCACCAAGAGAAAAUGAAUGUUCUUGUCGAACCAGAUGUACAUGAUAUAUUUGCUAGAAUUCCAGGCUUUGGCUUUGUUCAGACAUUUUAUAAUCAGGAUACCAGUGAUCUACAUGAUCAAGUAGAUUUUGUGGCUUGCUUGGGUGGAGAUGGUGUCAUACUGCAUGCUUCAAAUCUGUUCGGAGGAGCUGUUCCCCCGAUUGUGUCCUUUAACCUUGGCUCCCUUGGCUUUCUGACUUCGCAUAGUUUCGAGGACUAUAAGCGCGACCUUCGACAAGUUAUCCAUGGAAAUAAUAUGCGGGACGGUGUAUACAUUACUCUUAGAAUGCGUCUGAGAUGUGAAAUUUUUCGUAAGGGUAAAGCAAUGCCAGGGAAGGUAUUUGAUAUUCUCAAUGAAGUUGUUGUCGACCGGGGUUCAAAUCCAUAUCUUUCAAAGAUCGAAUGUUAUGAACAUAAUCGUCUUAUAACCAAAGUACAAGGUGAUGGAGUCAUUGUAGCCACUCCAACGGGAAGCACAGCUUAUUCUACAGCUGCUGGAGGUUCCAUGGUCCAUCCAAACGUUCCCUGCAUGCUGUUUACCCCGAUCUGUCCACACUCGCUCUCAUUUAGACCGGUUGUACUUCCAGAUUCUGCUCGACUUGAACUAAAGAUUCCAGAAGAUGCAAGAAGUAAUGCCUGGGUUUCAUUUGAUGGAAAGAGAAGGCAGCAACUUUCAAGGGGAGAUUCUGUCCGAAUAGCUAUGAGUGAGCAUCCGCUUCCAACUGUUAAUAAGUUUGACCAAACAGGUGAUUGGUUCAGCAGCCUCAUUCGGUGCCUGAACUGGAACGAAAGGCUCGAUCAGAAAGCCCUAUGAUGCGUGUGAAAGUCAAGAGCAGGCAAGCAUGUAAUUACUGUACAGAUUGUACAUUCAGAUUAUAGAACAUAAAUAUAGCAUAUACGUCCAGUUGCUUCCAUUGGCAUUCAUUGUUAAGGUAGGGUUUAGCCAAGGAUUUUUCACAUGUGAUAAUUGCUAGAUACUGGUGUAUACAUACACUUUAGAGAAAUGUGGUACAUUAAAUUGCUAAUCUUAUUAGGGGCUCUUUAUUCCAUCUACUUUUUGCUAUA